Molecule: messenger RNA, 1066 nt
Organism: Pelagomonas calceolata
Lineage: Eukaryota; Pelagophyceae; Pelagomonadales; Pelagomonadaceae
Source: the annotation of a GenBank genome assembly
GAACUUGCUCGACGGAGACGGAGAGCAGGCUAGUUGUUUUUACCUCAGAGCGUCAUAGAACAGAUCUCCCGCUGCGCACCGUGCACACUCAUACACACGAAUCACCUGCAGUAGUUUUUGGCUGCUCUCGACGACGCGUGCUCUCGAUUAGCACAAACACAGAGCAGCACCACGACUCUCCACACCCAAUUACGCAAGGCAUCAACUCAAUCACUGCGAAACUCGAGCACCAACGCCAACAUGGAACGGCCGCCGGACUCCAAUUUGCAGUUCAAUAGCAGCUCCAUGGCUCGCAAGAACCCCGCGCUCCAGUCGCUGCGGACGUCGGGCGCGCCCGGUCGGCCGGUGGCGCACAUGCCGAAGGGCGUCACGACGGCGUUCCAGCUGCCCGCGACGCCGCCGUCUAUGAAGGAGCCCGACUCGCCCAUCGUGCUGAACGAGCCGACGCCCAAGAGCUCGACGCCCGGGACGGUGACGCCGCCGCCGCCCGGAGGGGUCCUGCCCCAGGGCCACGCCGCGUCGCAACUGCCCGCCGGCGCCGCGAUACGGGCCCUCAAAGUGCUUUCGAAGGCGCAGGCGCCGGUAAGCGAGAUUAUCGUCUCGACGAGUUUAGUGGCUGUGCGCAAGUUCUGCGAAGGCAAGGAGAGGGCCAUCGUUCGAGCCGCAAUCGAGCUUAACUCGCAUGCGAGAUCGGGCCUGUCCGCCGACGCGCGCGUUGCGAUGCGGAGGCUGCACGCCGCGAAAUUGCCGCUUGCCUACGUCCUCCUGGCGAAGACGGAGGGCGGGGCGAGAGCGGUCGCGUUGGGCGCCCACUCGGGCGACAAGGAUCGGCUCGCCGAGGAUUGUGAACUUGUCCACCGGGACGCGCACCGCGGGACGUCUUUUAUGAUAUGGCAAGUUCCAGAGGCAACGCAAGAGCUCGUCGAGGCGAAGUGCCAGGCGCUAGCGGCCGACGCGGCGGCGAAGGCGUCGGCCGAAGCGUUCGUCGGCAUGAUCUAGGGUGUUGAGGACGUCGUUGGACCAGGCUAGGCCAUGCCCCCCAAGGACUAACGUUUUACUUUGUGUG